Nematostella vectensis (starlet sea anemone) is the source of this 1712-nucleotide messenger RNA. RefSeq names its product nuclear cap-binding protein subunit 3. NCBI's taxonomy places the organism in Eukaryota, Metazoa, Cnidaria, Anthozoa, Actiniaria, Edwardsiidae. Gene Ontology annotation, cellular component: nucleus; cytosol. The record is from RefSeq and is a predicted model, not a curated record. Bases 1 to 1284 code for a protein of 427 amino acids. Gene Ontology annotation, molecular function: RNA 7-methylguanosine cap binding; mRNA binding. The transcript is spliced from 10 exons.
AUGACUGCUCGAAUCCCCGACCCAAGUGAAAAAGACUUAUUUUUGGGUUCCCUGUGUUGUCUCGUUCUUCCGCUGGCACCAAUGGUCGCGGGCUCUAAGAACCAGAUCAAAUCCAAAAUGGAGUUCGAAGAGCUGAAGGUUGAGGUCCCGAUAGAUGAAGAUUUAGAGGACGAAACCCUCCCUCAGCUUCCGGAAAAAAGAUACGAGAACAAAGGCGGUAGUUUUGUUAUUGGGUUUGACGUCGACUCAAAGGAAGCCAUAGAGAAGCGUAACAGGAGAGCAAAGAGAUUUGGCGUUCAAAAUGCAGGCCAAGAAAUCGAAGAUAGUAAGACAGAAGGCACAGGACCUGUAAGAAUUCCUAAAGAUCUGCCCAAGAUCCCAACAGGUGACAUCCGCCCAGAUGCACUGCUUGUUUUUGGUGUAAAUGAAAUGAGCACAAAAGACGUGUUUGAAUACUUCAAGGUUUAUGGCCCUGGGUCGAUUGAAUGGAUUGAUGAUGCUUCGUGUAAUGUAGUAUGGGACGAUGAGCACACGGCCAAGAGAGCACUUUUGGAAAUGUCUAGAAAACCUGAGGGUGAGCCAGAAGAUGAUAAGAUAAUAUGGCGGGCUGGGCCCCCUUGUGACAAGGCCAAAGAUGGACUGGUCAUGAGGUUUGCCACCAAAAAGGACAAAAAGCAGCCUGAUGCAGCCAAGCGGAGUAUGUACUACCUGGUACAUGGUUACCCUGGGCAACAAGGGAAAAAAGGGCUGGUUAGCAAGUCAAGAAAACGCAAGAUUCUGCAAGAGCAGGAACGCGUGAGGCACAAAUACUCAGGUGAACCAGAUGUGCAGUUUGUGGAAGAAAUGGAACUGGACGAACCAGAGAAAAUGGAGACAGAUGAGCCAGCCAUUAAAGUGAUCGUGAAAAACGACCGCUCGACCGAUAAAGUGAAAAGUGAUGUACCUGCGAGACUUCGCAUGCGGAUGUACGCGGAUGAUAUACGGGGAAAGGACGAGGGCGAUGGCGACGACGAUGAGGAUGAUGGUGAUAGGGACUUUAAGAGGGAUAGGAAACUCAGAGCAGCCGACAGACUAGGAGCACCAGAACAGGAGAAAGAAGCUGUCGAGAAAAACGACGAAAAGAAGGAGAAAGAGCAACAGAAAAAAGAGGAUGGUACCUCGGACAAGGCUCCAUCUCCUAAAGGAAUCGAUCUCAGAGCCAAACUUAAAAGUCGCCGGCGUCACGGCUUUGAUUUUAUCAACAGACCGUCACUUUCUAUCGAAAUCAGAGAGGAGAAUUCUUAAAGUCUACAGGAUUUUAUUGUAAAAAAAAAACUGCUUUCUAUCAAGAUUAGAUAGGAGGGAUUGUAGGGCUAUACGCGAUUUUAUCUACACACUUUCAUUUUUUAGCGGAGCUCCUACGAUGCCGCGCGAGCACCAAAGUUAAACAGGCAGCAAGUGGCAUUACGCAUGGUGCUCCAUAUUCUUCGAUGUGAGCGUCGUCACAUUACUUGGCAUUGUUUGUGUCGCUUGGACACUAGAUGUGAUAGGAAAUGACUGGAUUCUUUCUCGCGAAGGCAUCAAAGUCUGAACGACUUUUAAAAGAUUGCUUCAAGGUGAUGUUUCUGUCAAGAAUAAGGAACCGAUCUCAGAGCCAAACCAGACCCGAAAUGCAGGUUGUGUUAUACAGCUAUUUAUACCUGUUUAUGAAAGUUAAACCUUGCGUCAUGUUU